AUGGCGCGCGAAUCGUCUGGAAGCUCGACUUCGAGUUUGCGGCAAGAGUGGCUGGGAGUUUCAAGGAGUCACGAGAGUGACCUCGAGAAAGACGUACCGAUGCAAAGUCAACCAGACAAUGCUAGCCAAGCUGAUGCUAGGACUUCCAAACCAGAGCCGGCCUCACCUGUCGGACGAUACAGUGACUCGCCAAUUCCAGAUGGUGGCCUAAGAGCAUGGCUUCAGGGCAUCGUCACAGCAUAUGGAGUCUUUCAAUCAUACUAUCGCUCCUCACCCCUUCGUUCCGAAAGCAAUUCGAGUAUAUCAUGGAUCGGGACUAUACAAGGAUUUCUCCUGGCAUUCAUGACUAUAUUUGCGGGGCCCAUCUUCGAUCGCGGACACCCACACGUCCUCGUAGCUACAGGCGGUUUCUUGGUCGUAUUUGGAACCAUGAUGACAUCUUUGUGCAAGCAAAAUUGGCAAUUUUUCCUUGCACAAGGAGUCUGUGUUGGCUUGGGCGCGAUCGUGGCUGUAGCGAUCCUUUCGGGAUGGUUCGAGGGUAGACGUGCCAUAGCAACUGGCAUUGCCGCAUGUGGAGCUGCUAUCGGCGGAGUCAUCUAUCCUAUCGUUUUCCAUCGAUUGCAGCCGGUCAUUGGCUUUCCAUGGGCGGUUAGAGUCAUGGCAUUCAUCAUGCUCGCAACAACACUUGUCUCGCUGGCAAUUGUCAAGAUGCGGACAAAGCCUCCGCCUCGACCCAAAAUUGUCGACUUCACAGCCUUUCGAGAGCUUUUGUUUACACUCUUUGCGAUCAUCUGCUUCGUAGGAAGCAUGGGGUUGUAUGUGCCUUUCUUCUACAUUACGGAUUAUGCUGCAGAGGUCGAAGGCUUGAACCAUGAGCUGGCUUUCUACAUGCUACCAAUCCUCGCAUCCGGUGGCAUUCUUGGUCGAAUCAUUCCAGCGGUGCUUGCAGAUCGCAUUGGUACUUUGCAAGUACUGGCAUUGACGACAUCUGUGGCUGCAGCAUUGCCUUUCUUCUGGAUCCUGGUUAGAAGCUCGACUGGUGGCAUCGUCGUCUGGAGCUUGUUCUAUGGCAUCUUCAGUGGACCUUUCGUGAGCCUGCGAGCGCCAACCAUCGCAGCAAUCACUCCGGAUAUGCGAAUUGUAGGGGGUAGAUUGGGUAUGUCGACCUUUUGA
Pseudocercospora fijiensis CIRAD86 is the source of this 1173-nucleotide messenger RNA. RefSeq lists its product as uncharacterized. NCBI's taxonomy places the organism in Eukaryota, Fungi, Ascomycota, Dothideomycetes, Mycosphaerellales, Mycosphaerellaceae. Gene Ontology annotation, cellular component: fungal-type vacuole membrane. Gene Ontology annotation, biological process: transmembrane transport. The record is from RefSeq and is a predicted model, not a curated record. Gene Ontology annotation, molecular function: transmembrane transporter activity. The coding region runs from base 1 to 1173 and encodes 390 amino acids. The transcript is spliced from 2 exons.